AUGUCUGCCGAUCAAAUUAAUCAAAACGUUCCAUCCAGACUCAUUUUUAUGGAAUCCGUCAACAGAUUUUCCAAAUUGCUAGUUGUUGAUUCUACAAUCAAAACAGCUAAAAGUAUUUACGAAAAAGUAAAAGAUUACAAUCUUAUUACGCAAUGGACCCUAUCUACAGCUGAAAAUACCAUGAACAUGACCGUACAAGUGGGCAGACCUAUUGCGACGCCAAUAAUUCAAUAUCUUGAAGGUCCUUUUAAGAAAGUCGACUUCGUUUUGUGUACAGGAUUAGAUUACGUCGAAAAUAAAGUUCCUGCUGUUAAACUGCCAGCUGGAGAGAUCUACAACUCUACCUACAGCUAUAGAGCAAAGUCUGCAACAGAAUUAGCUGUGAAAAGAACUAGGGGUAUUGUAGAACCCUUAGUACAACCAGCUUUAGAUAAAACAUAUGAUAUUAAGGAAAAUGUGAUGAACAAAGUGGAUAAAUUAUUGUGGAUAAAUUAUUGUGUUCAUUGCACCAUGAACACAAUCAUGUUGGACAAGCACUGCAAUGCGAAGAAUGUCAAGAAGUCCGCAGAAAAGCAGAAGAACAACGGCAAAGCCAUCAAGGCCAUCAACAAAAUGAACCGUGAUGAUGAUGAUGAUGAUGAUGAUAAUGAUGAUGUUGAUGAUGAUGAUGAUGAUCAUGAUGACGAUGAAGAAAUUUAUGUCAAUUAG
Messenger RNA from Psylliodes chrysocephalus, 708 nucleotides. Lineage: Eukaryota; Metazoa; Arthropoda; Insecta; Coleoptera; Chrysomelidae. The record is from the annotation of a GenBank genome assembly.